This is a messenger RNA of Myotis lucifugus (little brown bat), 3819 nucleotides long. It is a transcript of the gene PER3, whose product is annotated as period circadian regulator 3. The record is from RefSeq and is a predicted model, not a curated record. Gene Ontology annotation, cellular component: nucleus; cytoplasm. NCBI's taxonomy places the organism in Eukaryota, Metazoa, Chordata, Mammalia, Chiroptera, Vespertilionidae. Gene Ontology annotation, biological process: circadian regulation of gene expression; negative regulation of transcription by RNA polymerase II; entrainment of circadian clock by photoperiod. Gene Ontology annotation, molecular function: transcription cis-regulatory region binding; transcription corepressor binding.
CUGCUGCACGCGGCGGGCCUCGGGACUCCACGGCCCCGCGGGGCUGGACGAGCGGGGCAUUGGGUCCCUCGCGCGGCCACGCAGACGGCGGCGGGCUGGACCUCCCGUGAGCGGAGACCCCCACGAUUGUGUGGAAACACUGGAGAGAACCGCCUCCCGAUGACCCGAGAUCAGUAAUCGCCGAUUUGUGUUGGCCGAUCGUUUUCCCUGUAGCAAGGGCGCAUGGACCAGAGUGAGAAGUAAAUUUCUGUCGCUGGUUACAAACUAGGAAAGAAGCAGGCAACAGGCUAAGACUGUCGCGAAGAUCUAAGAAUGUCCAGCAGUCAAUCUCCUGACCCCGAGGGUACUGAACCGGAUGACCUUGCAGGACCCCGGGCCAGCGGCACCCAACCCCCUGGUGACCUUGCAGGACCCCCUGAUGACCUUGCAGAACCCGGUCCAGCGGCACCCAACCCCCUGAUGACCUUGCAGGACCCAGGGCCAGCCCCGCCCCCAGGCCCGGGGAAAGACUCUGAUGAAAGGUGGAGCCAGAAAUACCAGCUUCCGAGCAAAUACCUGGAGAGCAGCCACAGCGAACGGCAAGACCGGAACAGAGUUUCUGAAGAACUGAUCACGGUUGUCCAAGAAAAUAAAAAAUACUUCCCGUCGGGGAGACACCAUAAACCGAGCACCCUGGAUGCCCUCAACUAUGCUCGCUGUGUGCACAGCGUACAAGCAAGCAGUGAGUUUUUCCAGAUUCUCAGUCCCAAUGGAGCGCCUCAAGCAGAUGUGACCAUGUACAGUCUUGAGGAGCUGGCCUCCAUGGCUGCAGAGCACACUUCCAAGAACACAGACACCUUCGUGGCCGUGUUCUCAUUGGUGUCUGGGAGGGUGGUGCACAUCUCCGAGCAGGCGCCUUCCAUCCUGAGCUGUCGGAGAGAGUCCUUGGCGUCCUCUCACUUCGCGGAGCUGCUUGCCCCUCAAGAUGUGAGGGUGUUCUACACGCACACGGCCCACGCUCAGCUUCCCGUCUGGAGCAGCUGGACCCAAAGAGCGUCGCAGUACGAACUGGCUCCCGUGAAGUCCUUUUUCUGCAGGAUCCGCGAAGGCGGCAGCCGAGGGCAGCGUUACGCCCCGUUCCGGGUGAUUCCCUAUUUGAUUCACGUGCGGCCGCAGUCGGAGCCGGAGCCGGAGCCCUGCUGCCUUGCGCUGGCCGAGAAGAUGCACUCUGGCUACGAAGCUCCUCGGAUCCCCGUGGAUAAAAGAAUUUUCACCACAACACACACUCCAGGCUGUGUUUUUCUUGAAAUAGAUGACCGGGCCGUGCCUUUGCUGGGGUACCUGCCGCAGGACCUGGUCGGCACGUCCAUCCUCGCGCACCUGCACCCGGAAGACCGCGCUCUGAUGGUCGCCGUCCACCAGGAAGUGCUGCGGUCCGCAGGCCGCGCCCCCUCUGAGCACCGCGCCGUUCGCUUCUGCACACACAACGGCGACUACGUCAUCCUGGAUUCCAGCUGGUCCGGCUUCGUGGACCCGUGGAGCCGGAAGGUGUCCUUCAUCAUGGGCCGGCACAAAGUGCGGACGAGUCCGCUGAACGAGGAUGUUUUUGCUGCCAGAAUAAGCAAGAUGGACAAUAACGACAAAGACAUAACGGAAUUACAGGAACAGAUUCACAAACUUCUGUUACAGCCAGUCCACGGGAGCACCUCUAGUGGCUACAGCAGCCUGGGGAGCAGCGGGUCCCAGGAGCAGCACGUCAGCGUGGCCUCCUCCGGCGAGUCCAGCGGGCCGGGGGCGGAGGACGCCCAGAAGGAGCCGUUGACUUUGCAGCAGGUCUAUGCCAGUGUAAAUAAAAUUAAAACCCUGGGGCAGCAGCUGUACAUCGAGUCCAUGACCAAACCCCCCAACAAGCCAGCGGUGGGGACGCGCACAGGACGGCCCAGUGGUGAGCAGGAGGCCUUUUCUCCCGUACGGCCCUGGAAGAAUGAGAGCGUGCGCACUGAGUCUUGCCAGGGUUUGAGGAAAGACCAGCAUCGCCCCUCCUACCAGCAAAUCAACUGCAUCGACGGUGUCAUCAGAUACCUGAGGAGCUGCCGCACCCCAGCUCUGAAGAGAAAGUGUAUCUCCUGCACAAAUACCGCUUCGUCCUCGGAAGACGACCGGCAGGCCCACAAGGCAGACGAUGCCCACGCCGUGCGAGCUGCGUCUCGGAUCCCAUCGGUCCCUUCACCAGAAGUGCCAGCUCGCGGACGGUCCACCGGUGCCGAGGGCGGAGCUUCGCGGACCGAGGCCAGGGCGGCGCCGAGCCUGGGCUCCGGCAUCAGCCAGUGCAGCUACAGCAGCACCAUGGUCCACGCGCCGCCCCCAGAGCCAGCAGAACCGACUCCCGCUGAGGACGCCGCCCCCGCCUGCGAGCCCUGGGCGCCCGGCACCCUGCCGGCCCCGUUGACUGCGGAGGAGUUUCAGCACGUGGGGCUCACCACGGCCGUGCUGUCGGCGCACACGCAGAGGGAGGAGCAGGACUACGUGGACAGGUUCCGGGAGAAGAUGCUGUCCUCCCCCUACAGCUCCUACCUGCAGCACGAAGGCAGAGGGCAGGCCACGUGUUCAGAUGGUCAAGGAGCCUCCUCUCCCGGGCAGGCCAGGUCUCCUGGGGGCAAGAAGGGGAAGCACAAGCGGAAGAAGCUGCCGGAGCCGCUGGGCAGCCGGUGUGCGGAGGACGCCUGCUGUCCCCACUUCGGAAGGGACGUCCAGGACGCUCAGCCCUGGAGCCUGCCCCCUGCCUCCCCUCUCCACGCCCCCGGCCUGGCGUUCCCGGCGGCGGUGGUGGCUCCCGGCCAGGCCCUCCCUUACCUCAUGCCAGCGUUGCCCCUGCCCACCGUGGCCCCGGGGGGGCACUGCCCGCCUUUCCCAGAUGUGCCUUCACCUUACGCGGAGACUUUCCUAACCAUUGUGCUGCCUGGCCCCUCUGUGUGCCCUCUGUGGGCACCGUCGUUCUCUCCAUACCUGUAUUUGGGAGCAGCAGGCCCUUCUGAAACGCCACCCUCAGUACCAACAGCAGCUCCCAGUGUGGAACCACCAUUUCCAGUCACCACCCAGAGGGGCGCUGGGCAGAGCUGGGAGAUGCAGAGCGCAGGGUGCCCGGGCCCCAGCUCCAGGGGCAGCUCGCCGCUGCAGCUGGCCUUGCUGCAGGAGGACAGGCCCCCGUCCUGCGAGUCUGCAGAGCAGUUUGCUCCAGGCAACAGCGGGGAGAACAACCAUUUCUCUGCCAGGGACCCGUCCCCGGGGCCCCUUCCCAGGGAGGCCCCACCUGGACCCGGCUCUGCGGCAUCAGGUAGGGGUCCAGGGGACACGGCCCUUGGGCUCAGCCGCCAGGAGGGCCCCGUCUGAGGAUGGGCUGUCUGGGUUCCGCCCCGGUGUGGAAGUCCAGUGCGUUUCCUGUUUUCUUUGUGAAAGCUUUAUGGGGUACAUUUACUCACAUACAACAGAAGGCACCGAAUCAGGGUGCCACGUGAGAAUUCUGAGGAACGUCCGCUCAGACCCUCACCACCACAUCCCCCCAGAACAGCUCCGUCCCCGGGAGAGUCCCGCGGCCGUGGGUCAGCCCUGCCCGGCCCAGCUGCUCCGCCCCUGAGCGCUGUCCUCCCAGGAGGCCUGGCGGAUGGAGUCGCCGCACGCACGCUGUCGGCGUUCUUCCCCGCGCACGCGCUGCGAGGCUCCCACGGCCCCAUCAGUAGUUUGUUCCUUUUCGUUGCUGAGGAGCAAGACACCGUGUGGAUGUCCAUUCGCCGCGGCUGGUGGUGGGGUUUCCGGUUUGGGAUGUGAAUGCUGAGGUGAACG